Macrosiphum euphorbiae (potato aphid) is the source of this 276-nucleotide messenger RNA. The record is from the annotation of a GenBank genome assembly. NCBI's taxonomy places the organism in Eukaryota, Metazoa, Arthropoda, Insecta, Hemiptera, Aphididae.
AUGUCUAAUCACGUUUGUGAUGCCGUUAGGCAUAAAACUAAAAAAUUCAGCUUUAAGAGAAAGCCGUUUGAUGUGAAUCAAACUGGACAGGUGGGUAAAGUGCGUGAACACGAUAAACAGCCAGAGGCUAAUCAACCAAAACAGGCCGAAAAGCAGACACCAGAACCAAUAAAACCGACACCAGAACCAAGAAAACCGACCACAGAAACCAGAAACCCGACAACCAGAAACCAGAACAUCGCCACCAGAAACCGGACACUAUUCAGAAUGUUUUAA